Molecule: messenger RNA, 4245 nt
Organism: Salvelinus sp. IW2-2015
Lineage: Eukaryota; Metazoa; Chordata; Actinopteri; Salmoniformes; Salmonidae
Source: RefSeq, a predicted model, not a curated record
AUAACUGUUGACACGAUGGAGAGAUGCCAUGUUUUCACCUGAUAAACGUUUCUUUGAAAAAGUAUGUAGGCCUAUUGCUUAUACGUAAAAACCAGUUGAGACAACGCUGCAGAGUGCGAGAUGAGAUGUCCAAUGGUGAAAAAGAGAGUGUUGCCCCAGACAGUAGUGAGGCGCCAAUGCCCACACCUGAGAUAUCCCUCGAGGUCUCACCUCCACCCCCAGAACAACCGGUAGAGACUGAGGGGAAGGAUCCACAGCCCAUAGAGGUGCUUAAGCCUGUACAGCCAGAACCAGUAGAGAAUGGGUCUAAAGAACCAGAACCAGAGGCGGUUGUGGUCGGGGCUAAAGAGCAAGURGAGUCUGUGAACUCUGAAGUAAAGGAGGAGGCCCCGUCCCCUUGCUCACCCCCACCGCCUGCAAGCGUGAAGGAGGAAGCAGAGCCAGUUGUUACGGAGGUUACCCCACCACCACCAUCACCACCCCCACCUCCACAACCAGUUGUUACGGUGCAGGUUACCCCACCCCCACCUCCGGCAGAUAAAGAUGAUGACGCUACAACCAACACCCCAUCACCACCGCCCCCACCAGAGGAUGCCAAUACAGUCAAGAAACUCUCUAUUGAGCUGCCUAAUGAUAGCGUCCAUGUGUCAGCCAUGGGGAGAAAAGACUCAGUGUGGUCUCUGGGAGAGGGACAGGCUCCAGAGGACCUUGACAAGCCRGUAGACACCCCACCGCUGUCCAGCCUGCUCAUAGAAAGACCCCAGGGCGGAUCCAUCACUGUGGGUGGAGACAUCUCCUUUGUUGCCAAGGUGGAGGCCCAAGACCUGCUCCGUAAACCCACCAUCAAGUGGUUCAAAGGGAAAUGGAUGGACCUGGCCAGCAAGACCGGAAAGCACUUACAACUGAAAGAAACCUUUGACCGACGCACCAAGAUUCACACAUUUGAGAUGCAUAUCAUCAAGGCCAAAGACAACUAUGCUGGAAACUACAGGUGUGAGGUCACCUACAAGGACAAAUUUGACAGCUGUUCCUUUGACCUGGAAGUGAAAGAACUGGAACAGUCACAGAGUGUUGAUAUUCGAUCAGCCUUCAAAAGAAGCAGUGAAGGACACGAGGAUGCAGGGGAUCUUGACUUUAGUGGUCUUCUUAAACAUAGGGAGCCCAAGCAGGAUGAGACGCCCGAAGUGGACGUGUGGGAGAUCCUGAAGUUGGCCAGGCCAGACCAGUAUGAGAAGAUCGCCUUUGAGUACGGCAUAACAGACCUGCGGGGUCUGCUCAAGAGGCUGAAGAAGACCAAGAAAGAGGAGAAGAAGAGUGAAGCUUUUGCCAAGAAGUUGGAUCCAGCGUACCAGGUGGACAAAGGAGGGAAGAUCCGCUUAGUGGUGGAUCUUGCAGACCCCACAGUAGAGCUGAAAUGGUACAAGAACGGCCAGGAGAUCCGUCCAACUCCAAAGUUUAUCUUUGAGCAAAAAGGCACACAGCGGAUCAUGGUCAUCAACAACUGCGGCCUGAAUGAUGACGCUGCCUAUUCCGUAGCCGCGGGAGAAGAGAAGUGUACCACCGAGCUGUUUGUCAAAGAGUUACCAGUGAAGAUUACUAAAGAGAUUGAGGCUGUGAAAACAACAGUGAACGAGAGAAUUGAGUUGGAGUGUGAAGUGUCUGAAGAAGGAGCUCAAGUAAAAUGGUGUAAGAACGGUGUGGAGGUCCCGACCGGGCCCCGGUCACGCUACCGUGUCAAGUCUGAGGGGCUGAAACACUGGCUAAUCAUUGACGAUGCCUCAAAGGAGGACAGCGGAACCUUCUCCCUCAUGGCCUCUGGGGGAACCUCUGAAGCCAAAGUCCAGGUUGAAUUGAAGCCACUGAAGAUUAUUCAGGAUUUGCAGGACAUGACAGUGCUUUUGGGCCAGCCACUGAAGAUGCACUGUGAGAUCUUCCCUGGGAAUGUUGCAGGUCGCUGGUACAGGAACGGACAGUUGAUCCAGUCCAACGACCGCAUCAACAUCCUGCAAAGAGCCAAGAACCACCGAUUAGAAAUUGUGAACAGCGCCAUUCACGAUGCRGGGGAUUAUACCUUUGUGCCAGAGGGAUACUCUCAGAGCCUCUGUGCCAAAGUUCAUAUCGUUGAUCCUCCCAGGGUGCACCUGGAGAGCUUGAACUUCCCUGACAACACGGUGACCAUUGUGGCAGGAAAUAAACUCCGCGUGGAGAUCCCCAUCAGUGGAGAACCAGCACCCAGAGUGGUGUGGAUGAAGGGAGAGAGGGUAAUCCUUGACUCGGGCCACCGUGUGCGAGCUGAAACCUUCUCGGACCACACCAGCCUCACCAUCGACAUCGCAGAGAAGGAAGACACAGGAAACUACAAGAUAGUCCUGCAGAAUGAGGCUGGGGAAGCAGAGGCUAGCAUCAAAGUCAAGGUGGUGGAUAUCCCAGACCCUCCUGAAGUUCCCCUAGUCACGGAGGUGGGAGGAGACUGGUGCUCUAUGACAUGGGAACCCCCGAUCUAUGACGGAGGCUAACCCAUCUUAGGUAGGUGUGCUAUCAUCGAAAGGAAGAAGAAGCAGAGUUCCAGAUGGAUGAGGCUGAACUUUGACCUGAACAAAGAGACCACAUUUGAGCCUAAAAAGAUGAUUGAGGGUGUCCCGUACGAGGUGCGCGUCUUUGCUGUGAAUGCCAUCGGCGUGUCCAAACCCAGCGAGCCAUCCAAAGCCUUUGUGCCUCUGGCUGUGACCAGCGAGCCCACCAUGCUGGUGGUGGAUGAUGUCACAGACACCACGGUGACCAUGAAGUGGCGUCCCCCAGACACCAUCGGAGCUGCAGGCUUAGACGGCUACCUGGUGGAGUAUUGCAUCGAAGGAACUGAUGACUGGAGAGUAACCAAUAAGGAGCUGACAGACAAGACUAAGUACAUCACUGGCCUCCCUCCAGAGGCUAAGAUCCUGGUAAGUAAGGGCAUCAAUGCUGCCGGCGCCAGCACUCCCAGAACACUUCAGCACUCUAUCCUGGUCAAAGAGGUCAUCGAACCACCUAAGAUCCGCAUCCCCCGUCACUUGAAGCAGACAUACACUCGUAAAGUCGGAGAAGCCGUCAAUCUCGUUAUUCCAUUCAUGCCUCCAAAGGACAAUGGCAAUGCCGCCAUUACAGGCUACACCAUCCAGAAAGCAGACAAGAAGACCAUGGAGUGGUACACGUGUAUUGAGCACUACCACCGCACCUGCAUCACCAUCACAGAGCUGGUGGUGGGGAACGAGUACUUCUUCAGAAUUUACUCUGAGAACAUGGUGGGUCUGAGCGAGGGUGCCACCCAGACCAAGGACAGCGCCCUCAUCGUUAAAGAAGGCAUGCAACUGAAGAACCCCGAGUACAUCGACCACGACUUCAAAGAGCCUCCCAAGUUCACCCAGCCCCUCAUCAACACCUUCGCCAUCGCUGGCUACAAUGCCACCCUCAACUGCAGCGUCCGAGCCAACCCACGGCCCAAAGUGAUUUGGAUGAAGAAUAAGAUAGCCAUCAUUGACGACCCGCGCUACCGCAUGUUUAGCAACCAAGGGGUCUGCACCCUGGAGAUCCGGAAACCCAGCCCCUACGACGGGGGCAUGUACUCCUGCAAGGCCAUUAAUGACCUGGGUGAUGCACUAGUGGAGUGUAAGCUGGAGGUUAAAGGGGGCUUUACCUUCUCUGAGCUCAUGCAGCGUGGAGUGCCUUUACACCUGAUCGAUAAGUACAUGAGCGAGACCAAGGCCGCAGAGCAGCCAGAGAAGUAGUCGGACUGAGCAACCUCUGAUAUGCCUAGGCUGCCCGGAAACCUGUCGUCACACCACUAGUGAUCUGCCUCUCACCAGCAGUCGAGGGAGGGGCUGGAGGGGAAGGGAGGGAUGUACUGGACUUUGGCAUGGCAUGCUGUGUGCGGGUAUGGAGCUAGUUACCAUAGAAGAAGCCAAUUCAUCAGCAGCUUUGAGUCAUCUCCUAGUAUUCAAAAGGCGCUGUUUAAGCUCAGUUGCAUGUUGGCAGUGUUUUGGCUGUAGCUUUUUAUUUUAGAUGAGUAGUGCGGGAAAUGUACAGUAGGAUGAACUGUAAUUUCCACCUAUCUGGACAUGUUUUGUCUCUGUUGGGAUUGGGAUUGGGAACUGUGUUUGGGGGAGGGAGCUAAUGUUGAAAUGUAUAAACAAUAUGGCUGUAAUGCAAUGUCUUGUGAUUAAAGAUUGAACUUCAAAAGAUACAAAUAUUAAAACAUUUCUGAUCUGGUGA